GGGCUCAUUCCGGGACAAGAGGAAGUGAGUCCCUGUUCCCGGGGCCUGAGACUCUCUGCCCCCUGCCCAGAGGAAGGGGGAAGCCAGGGGCCCCUCUGGGAGCCCAGCCCCCCAAUCCCUCCCAGCAGAGGAAGCCAAGGGUGUUGAGCAACAGUGGAACACAGCCAACACGAGAGGAGUCGGCUCAGACACCGGGAAGACACAGCCAGAGGCCCCCUGAGAAGUGUUCCCAAGCCUCUGAAGGCUUAUGUGUGAGGGAGACCUGGGGCCCAUGCCCUGUGCCUGAUGGAGGUAAGACGAGAUGACGCGGGAGGGACUCCGAUUAGACAACAGGAAGGAGUUGGCUUUGAGAAGCCCCAGGUGUAAGGUCCAGAUUAGCCGGUGGAUUUCAGGAAGCAUCGGCGGACAGAGCAGCGAGCUGGUCUCCAGAGUAAGCAAAGGAAGGACUGGACGAGCUGGGAGGAACUCGUGAGGUGUCAUCGCAGGGCUCCAGGGGGAGACACCACCGUUUCUUGGACCAUCUGCUUUAUCUGAAGACUUCCAGCCGAUAAGCGGGGGAAGCUCAAACACCGUCUCGUCCGAGUCGGGGACUUGAAGUCCACAUUCUUUCCGGGCAGGUGUCCCCGGGGGGGCAGGAUGGCCCAGGAGCUCAGCGAGAAGGACCUGUUGAAGAUGAACGUUGAACAGCUCAAAAAGGAAGUGAAGAAUGCAAGAGUUCCGAUUUCCAAGACGGGAAAGGAAAUCAAGGAUUUUGUGGAGGCUGAAGCAGGAAAUGACCCUCUUCUCAAAGGCGUCCCCGAGGACAAGAAUCCCUUCAAGGAGAAAGGCAGUUGUGUGAUAAGCUGACGGCCCUGGGGCCCCCUUGCCCUGAACGGCCGUCCCUCCUCAGCCCCACUCUCCACCAGGACGCGAGUGUCCCCCGGACGCCCAGGGAGCCAGGCAGUCUUCACCGUCUCUGGGCCACAGCAUGAGCAAAGACACCUGGCCGUGCACUUGGGGGUCCGUUCCCCAACCUCUUCGACUCUCCCCUCCUCCACCUGCUGGGUCACUCACUGCUGGUCCCGCCUGGAGACCCUCUGAGGAGAGCCUCCUUGGCUCAGCAGCUGACACCUUGUGCGGUGGGGGUCUGAAGAGCGUGCGACACCCUGAGACCUGAGACGGAAAUCCUUAGAGACAUCUGGGCCACCACAGGGCGUUCCUGUCUUCCCCUCCACUGUCUUCCGCAAACCGGCAUUCCUAUUCAGAGUAGUUUGGGUUGAGGGCCGGAGUGGGGGGUGGGGGGGGGGUCCUUCUUCUCCGUCGUGUGUCCGAUCCCUUGGUCCUCCCCCUAGUCACUUUAGAUCGCCCCAGAGGGGCCUGAGGACACAAAGAGCUUGACAACUCAUGAUGUCAUGAUUUCUUGCA
Molecule: messenger RNA, 1404 nt
Organism: Felis catus (domestic cat)
Lineage: Eukaryota; Metazoa; Chordata; Mammalia; Carnivora; Felidae
Gene: GNGT2
Product: G protein subunit gamma transducin 2
Exons: 6
Coding region: 637-846 (69 amino acids)
Biological process (GO): G protein-coupled receptor signaling pathway
Cellular component (GO): heterotrimeric G-protein complex
Molecular function (GO): G-protein beta-subunit binding
Source: RefSeq, a predicted model, not a curated record